Molecule: messenger RNA, 2569 nt
Organism: Suricata suricatta (meerkat)
Lineage: Eukaryota; Metazoa; Chordata; Mammalia; Carnivora; Herpestidae
Gene: MX1
Product: MX dynamin like GTPase 1
Exons: 15
Coding region: 232-2214 (660 amino acids)
Biological process (GO): defense response to virus
Cellular component (GO): nucleus; microtubule; cytoplasm
Molecular function (GO): GTP binding; GTPase activity; microtubule binding
Source: RefSeq, a predicted model, not a curated record
UGGGCCCCAGAAUCUGCAUUUCCCUCCAGCUGAUAGAGCCCCAAGCUCGCGGAUGGGGCUGAGCACGCCCGGAGGGCCCCCCGGAGAGGUUUCUUGGAGUUUCGUUUCUCCUCGGCCGGCCGUGGGGGCGGCGAGAGCGAGGGGUGGAGCCGGCGCCGAAUAAAAGCUGAGCGGCGGCGGCGGGGGGCGCUCACAGCGGCGCGGGGCCAGCUGAACCGAUCAAGGACGAAGAUGGUUAACACUAAAGGGAAGAUCACUGACUCCGACCCUGUUUUCGAUCAUCUGCUACUAAAUGGACCUACUGAUAAGGCAGAGAAAAACCAGGAAACCGGGCCCGAGAAGAGCCUGUGUAGCCAGUACGAGGAGAAAGUGCGCCCCUGCAUCGACCUCAUCGACUCCCUGCGGGCCCUGGGCGUGGAGCAGGACCUGGCGCUGCCCGCCAUCGCUGUGAUCGGGGACCAGAGCUCGGGCAAGAGCUCCGUGCUGGAGGCUCUGUCAGGGGUCGCCCUUCCCAGAGGCAGCGGUAUUGUUACAAGGUGCCCCCUGGUGCUGAAGCUGAAGAGGCUCGUGAGCGGCGAAGCGUGGAGAGGCAGAGUCAGCUACCAGGACCACGAGGUGGAGAUCUCGGACCCCUCGGAGGUGGAACAGGAAAUCAAUAAAGCCCAGAAUGUCAUUGCUGGGGAAGGACUGGGGAUCAGCCAUGAGCUAAUCAACCUGGAGGUCAGCUCCCCGCAUGUCCCGGAUCUGACCCUGAUAGACCUCCCUGGCAUCACCCGGGUGGCCGUGGGCAAUCAGCCGGCCGACAUCGGACGCCAGACCAAGCAGCUCAUCAGGAAGUACAUCGUGAAGCAGGAGACCAUCAACUUGGUGGUGGUCCCUUGCAACGUGGACAUCGCCACCACGGAGGCGCUGAGCAUGGCUCAGGAGGUGGACCCUGACGGGGACAGGACCAUAGGAAUCUUGACGAAGCCUGACCUGGUGGACAGAGGCACUGAGGACAAGGUGGUCGACGUGGCACAGAACCUCGUCUGUCACCUCAAGAAGGGCUACAUGGUCGUCAAGUGCCGCGGCCAGCAGGACAUCCAGGACCAGCUGAGCCUGGCCGAGGCUCUGGACAGAGAGAGGGUCUUCUUUGAGGACCACCCACAUUUCAGGGUUCUUCUGGAGGAAGGACGGGCCACCAUCCCCUGCCUGGCGGACAAACUGACCACCGAACUCAUCACGCACAUCUGUAAAUCCCUGCCCCUGUUAGAGAAUCAAAUCAAGGAGAAUCAUGAGAAAAUAACGGAAGAGUUACAGAAGUAUGGCUCAGAUGUACCGGAAGACGAACAUGAAAAAAUGCUUUUUCUGAUAGAUAAAAUCAAUGCAUUUAAUGAUGACAUCAACUCUUUAAUACAAGGGGAGGAGGCUGUGGGCGAAAACGAGAGUCGGCUGUUCACCAAAAUCAGAAACGAGUUCCACAAAUGGAGCACUGUGAUCGAAAAGAAGUUCCAAAAAGGUUACAAAGCUAUUUAUAAACAAAUGGAGAAAUUCGAAAAUCGCUACCGGGGCAGAGAGCUGCCAGGGUUCGUCAAUUACAAGACGUUUGAGAUUAUCAUAAAACAGCAAAUCAGAGAGCUUGAAGAGCCGGCCGUCGACAUGCUGCACACGGUGACGGAUAUGGUCCAGCUCGCCUUUGCAGAGAUUUCGAAAGAAAAUUUUGUUGAAUUUUUCAACCUCUACAGAACAACAAAGUCCAAAAUCGAAGACGUCAAGUUUGAACUAGAAAAAGAAGCGGAGAAGUCGAUCCGACUUCACUUCCAAAUGGAGCAGAUUGUUUAUUGUCAGGACCAGAUCUAUCAGCAUGCGCUGCAGAGGGUCAGGGACAAGGAUUCAGAUGAUAAUCAGAAGUGCAAAAAAAUUCAGGAUGCCAUCUCUGAAGAAGUUUCUUCGCUGAACAUCUCCUUGUCUGAAAUCUUUGAUCAUCUGCUGGCUUACCGCCAGGAGGCCACCAACCGCAUCUCCAGCCACAUCCCCCUGAUCAUCCAGUACUUCAUCCUGCAAGUGUUCGGCCAGAGGCUGCAGAAGGGCAUGCUUCAGCUGCUGCAGGACAAGGAGGCCUAUAGCUGGCUCCUCAAGGAGCGAAGCGACACCAGCGACAAGCGCAAGUUCCUGAAGGAGCGGCUCUCGAGGCUGGCCCAGGCUCGGCGCCGCCUGGCCAAGUUCCCCGGUUAGGCCCGGCCGCCGACUGCCCCGGCCGCCGCUCCAGGGCGCGCCUGCCUGUCCCCGCCAGCCCAUUUCACAGCUGCCCCAGAUGUUAGCGGCCAGUCUUCCUAGUCACCAUCUGUGCUUGUCCCUCACGGGCAGGGACCGAGGACGAAGACUUAGGUCAGGAUUAAGGAGACGGAGACCGCAUGGACGUGGCGCCUGGGGGCCGCUCCUCCGGGACCCCGCCCGUCUCCUGCCGGAGAUCCGAGCACGAAGGCCCUGUUCCGAGCGCCCUCCCGCUGUGUUCCGGGAGCCUCGUCCCUGCCCGGGUGUGCUUACACGCUGUGCUUCACUGAUUUGUAAUAAACUCGUUUCUACCAGA